Aspergillus tubingensis is the source of this 837-nucleotide messenger RNA. RefSeq names its product nitro/flavin reductase. The transcript has a single exon. Lineage: Eukaryota; Fungi; Ascomycota; Eurotiomycetes; Eurotiales; Aspergillaceae. The coding region runs from base 1 to 837 and encodes 278 amino acids. The record is from RefSeq and is a predicted model, not a curated record. Gene Ontology annotation, molecular function: oxidoreductase activity.
AUGGAGAACUACAAUGACGCCAACCCGACAGAGGCCGCCCUUGAGGCCCGCUACCUAGGCAGCGAACCACCAAAAGCCACAUGCUCGAAUUCAGUUCUCAACGCAAUCUGGCACCACAAAUCCAGCCGCCACUUCGCGUCUGAUGCCUUGCCAUCUGGCACCCUGGAAACCCUUAUUUCCGCCGCCCAAAGUGCCUCGAGUUCCUCCAUGCUGCAAGUAUGGAGCGCGGUAGCCGUUCAAGAUCCCGUCCGCAAAGCCGCCGCAGCAAAGCUCUGCGGAGACCAAGACUUCAUCCAGCAUGCACCACUUAUGCUUUUCUUCUGUGCGGAUCUUGAUCGUCUCACAAACAUUUCUGGGUGGGAGAACCAGCCAGGAAAGGCACUAGAUAACACGGACAUGUUUAUCAUGGCGACGAUUGACACCUCGUUGGCUGCGCAAAAUGCUGCUUUGGCUGCAGAGUCGAUGGGGCUAGGAAUUUGCUAUGUCGGCGGCGCACGGAAUAAUGCUGCUCAGCUUUCCAAAUUGCUACACCUUCCAAACAGGGCUAUCGCCCUGUUUGGGAUGGCGAUUGGAAUACCCGACCCUGUCCGUUCAACGAGCAUCAAGCCGCGAUUGCCUCUGAAGGAGGUCCUUCAUAUGGAGACUUGGGAUAAUAGCUCACAGCGGGAAAAUGUCAAAAAAUAUAAUCAGGGUUUAAGCGACUUUUAUGAGUGGCAUCACAUGGGCGGUCGCAAGAGCUGGGCGACUUUUGUCGCAGGUUUGAUGGCGUCAGGGGAAUUGGAUGGAAGGGAGAAGAUAAUGCAGACUUUGCAAGAGACGGGGUUCAAAUUUCACUAA